Messenger RNA from Theobroma cacao (cacao), 2026 nucleotides. Its product is annotated as glucose-1-phosphate adenylyltransferase large subunit, chloroplastic/amyloplastic. Gene Ontology annotation, molecular function: glucose-1-phosphate adenylyltransferase activity. The record is from RefSeq and is a predicted model, not a curated record. Gene Ontology annotation, biological process: glycogen biosynthetic process. NCBI's taxonomy places the organism in Eukaryota, Viridiplantae, Streptophyta, Magnoliopsida, Malvales, Malvaceae.
UUGAACCUCGAGCUUAUAAAUAGCGGAAUUUUCAUUUUCCGCCUAGUGCCAUAGAAGUCUGGGGAACUGCAAGCUCUGGAAAUUUAGAGUGUAAUCACAUACAAAGCAAAGAAAACGUACCGUAAUUAUAUUCUCAUCAGAUGCAGUGCCACUGUUGGUAUAUAGGGAAAAUAGAGUACACCACACCGGUGCUUCUCGUGACGGCUCACAAGCCGAUGUUAUAAGUUAUAGAAAAAAACUACUACGAGUCUACUACUAUUCAUAACUCCAAUGGAAUCUUGCUGCAUGGCACUCAAGGCAAAUGCCAAUCCGAUUAAUGUUAGCAAAGGUCGUAGUCACGGAGGCUCUGUUUUCUGGGGUGAGAGUAUCAGGGGAGGUCUUAAAAGCAGGGACCUUGGAGCACAGUUAUGGAAGAGUUUGAGAGCUGCAAAGGGUGUCAAGAAUGCUAAGCCUGGAGUUGCUUACUCUGUUCUCACCCCAGAUAUUGACAAGAAGACUCUGAAGUUUCAGGCACCAGUAUUCGAGACUCCACAAGCAGAUCCAAAAAAUGUGGCUUCCAUCAUAUUGGGUGGCGGUGCUGGGACACGCCUGUUUCCUCUUACUAGCAAAAGAGCCAAGCCAGCAGUUCCGAUUGGAGGUUGUUACAGGCUGAUUGAUGUUCCAAUGAGCAACUGUAUCAACAGUGGCAUAAAAAAGAUAUUUAUCUUAACUCAAUUUAACUCCUUCUCCCUCAAUCGUCACUUAGCUCGGACUUACAAUUUUGGAAACGGUGUAAAUUUUGGAGAUGGUUUUGUGGAGGUUCUUGCUGCCACUCAAACACCAGGAGAAGCAGGGAAGAGGUGGUUCCAAGGAACAGCUGAUGCAGUGAGGCAAUUUGUGUGGGUCUUUGAGGAUGCCAAAGCCAAGGAUGUGGAGCACGUACUGAUAUUGUCUGGCGAUCAUCUGUACAGGGCAGACUAUAUGGACUUUGUGCAGAAGCAUAUUGACUCAAAUGCUGAUAUCACCGUCUCAUGUUUACCAAUGGAUGAUAGCCGUGCAUCAGAUUAUGGAUUGAUGAAGAUAGAUGAAACAGGGCGCAUCAUCCAGUUUUCUGAAAAACCGAAGGGCCCAAAUCUUAAAGCAAUGCAAGUUGAUACCUCCAUAUUAGGGCUAUCAGCCCAAGAUGCUGCAAGAUAUCCAUAUAUUGCAUCAAUGGGUGUGUAUGUGUUUAAAACUGAUGUCUUGUUAAAGCUUCUCAUGCGGAGCUAUCCAUCAUGCAAUGACUUUGGCUCUGAGAUUAUUCCAUCAGCAGUAAAGGAACACAAUCUGCAGGCAUAUUUGUUCAAUGACUAUUGGGAAGACAUUGGGACAAUAAAGUCGUUUUUUGAUGCCAAUUUAGCCCUCACGGAACAGCCACCAAAGUUUGAAUUUUAUGAUCCAAAGACACCUUUCUAUACAUCUCCAAGAUUCUUGCCUCCUACCAAAGUCGAUAAAUGCAGGAUCGUUGAUGCCAUAGUUUCACAUGGUUGCUUCUUGCGAGAAUGUAGUGUACAGCACUCUAUAGUGGGUGUGCGCUCACGUUUGGAGUCUGGUGUUGAGCUUGAGGAUACUAUGAUGAUGGGAGCAGACUACUACCAAACUGAGUAUGAAGUAGCUUCUCUGCUAGCAGAAGGAAAGGUUCCCAUUGGUGUUGGGCACAACACCAAGAUCAGGAAUUGCAUAAUCGACAAGAAUGCCAAGAUAGGAAAAGAUGUGAUCAUAUCAAAUAGUGGUGCUGUUCAAGAAGCUGACAGACCAGACGAAGGAUUUUACAUUAGGUCUGGGAUCACAGUCAUAUUGAAGAAUGCAACAAUUAAAGAUGGAACCGUUAUAUAAAAUUUUUGUUCCAGAGGCUGCUAUGUUAGACCGAGGCGGUGACAGAAAUCUGAGAAUUCCAGUCUGCUGCCUUCUGCUGUUUUGCAGUAAAAAUAUAGGAGUAAUGCUUUGUAUAUGUGAAUUAUUAGUUCCUACGCAAUUUUCAAAGAAAUUCAAAUUCCCAUUUGCUUUA